AUGCCGAAGCAAAUUGCUGAACUGGAAAACCUUCAAACUCUAAAUGUUUUUGUAGUAGGCAAGAAAAAUAUUGGUUUAAGUGUUAGAGAGCUUGGGAAGUUUCCUAAGCUACGGGGAAAAGUAGUCAUCAAGAACCUGCAAAAUGUCAUUGAUGUCAUGGAGGCAAGUGAUACCAACUUGAAGAGCAAAGAACAUAUUGAGGAAUUGACGCUACAGUGGGGCGAGGAAACUGAUGACACACUUAAUGAAAGAAAUGUGCUUGAUAUGUUACAACCAUCUGCAAACCUAGAGGAACUGAGCAUUAUAUCAUAUGGUGGGACAAGUUUUCCAAGUUGGUUGGGAGAUCCUUCGUUUUCUAACAUGGUGUUCCUUAGCAUUAGUAAUUGUGUGAAUUGCAUGACACUUCCACCACUAGGGGAGCUACCUUCUCUCAAAAUUUUGAGGAUUCACAAUAUGCCAAUUUUGGAGACAAUUGGGCAGCAGUUCUAUGGCAUGGCAGCAGGAGGUACCAAUUCUUCGUUCCAACCAUUUCCUUCCCUUGAGAAGCUUAUAAUUGAGAAAAUGUCAAAUUGGAAAGAAUGGCAUCCUUUUCAAGGCGAAGUGUUUCCUUUUCUCCGUCUUAAAACUCUGGAGUUAUCUAAGUGUCCUGAACUGAGGGGACAUCUGCCUAGUCAACUUCCUUCCAUAGAAGAGAUUAAAAUAUAUCAUUGUGAUCAUCUCUUGGCAACACCACCUUCUCAGCACUGGCUUUCCUUUAUAAAAAAGCUUGAUAUUACAGGAGAUUUGAAUUCAGAAAGCAAUACUGAAAGAACCCAAUGCUCAUUGCUUGAGAGUGAUUCUCCAUGUCUUGUGCAAGGUAUAGUCAUAAGGAACUGUCAUAUGCUAAAAUCUGUACCUAAAAUGAUUAUUAACAGCACCUGUCUUCGGCACUUGACUCUCUAUGGUAUUAAUUCUCUCAAUGUGUUUCCAACAAAUGGUUUACUCACUUCAUUGCAAUCACUAAUUAUUGACAAAUGUGAGAAUUUAACAUUCCUACCUCUUGAAAAGUGGAGCAGUUACACAUCACUUAUGUCUCUUAAUUUAUGGAGAAGCUGCAAUGCACUUACCUCCUUCCCAUUGAACUGUUUUCCUAUGCUCCAAAAUCUUUCCAUCCGCGAAUGUAGAAGUUUGGAAUCUAUUUUUAUUUCAGAAACUUCUUCUUGUAGCUCGUCAACCCUCCAAUCUUUUUAUGUCAGUGAGUGCGAGGCCCUUAGGUCACUACCUCAACGGAUGGAAACCCUGACCUCUCUUGAAACUAUGUAUCUCAGGAAUCUUCCAAAUUUGAAUUUAUCAUUAUGUGAAGGAGCUUUCCUACCUCCCAAUUUACAAUCAAUUCAUAUUGAUUCUGUGAGAAUAAAAAAGCCAGUAACAGAGUGGGGUCUCCAAGGCCUUACUGUUUGUUCAUCAAUGUUAAUCGAAGGUGAGGAUAAUGUGAACAUGUUACUCAAAGAGCCGUUGUUGCCAAUUUCCCUUGUGUUUCUACAUAUAAAAAGUCUCUCUGAAAUGAAAUCCUUAGAAGGAAAUGGACUUGGACACCUCUCCUCUCUAGAACGCCUUGAUAUUUCGGAUUCUCCAGGGCUUGUGUCAUUGCCAGAAAAAGCCUUUCCCUCCAUGCUGAAAACACUUUAUUUCAGGAAUUGUCCAAGACUAGAGUCAUUGCCAGAAGACCGCCUCCCUUCCUCUCUUGAGGAUCUGAUCAUCAUACGUUGCCCUUUGUUAGAAGAAAGGUAUAAACGGAACGAACAUUGGUCAAAAAUUGCCCACGUCCCGGUCAUAAAAAUAAAUAACCAAGUCACAAUAUGA
Molecule: messenger RNA, 1842 nt
Organism: Lathyrus sativus (Indian pea)
Lineage: Eukaryota; Viridiplantae; Streptophyta; Magnoliopsida; Fabales; Fabaceae
Source: the annotation of a GenBank genome assembly